This is a messenger RNA of Vittaforma corneae ATCC 50505, 480 nucleotides long. RefSeq lists its product as uncharacterized. The transcript has a single exon. The record is from RefSeq and is a predicted model, not a curated record. Lineage: Eukaryota; Fungi; Microsporidia; Nosematidae.
UUGAUUUGUUCAUCACCGGCCAAAAACAAAAUAGAAGAACAAAUAAUGGGAUGGGUGAAUACAAUGCUCAGUUGCGUGUACACCACACAAAAGACCAAAAAACUGAAAAAAUGGAUAGACGGAUUCAUAAUUAAGAAAGGAUCGGGGCUAAUUCUUUACAAUGAAGAAAGGAAAGCAAUUCACAGAUGUACCUCGUUUACUGUUCUUGAGGACUCAACUAUUGAAACGUCAAUGUAUUUAGUUUGUGCAGAGAACUUGGAGGAAUUUAUGAGGGAAACCCAAAACCAGGAAUGUGCCAGUGAGUAUAAUUUAAAAUACAGUAAAAAAACCUCCCUAAAAUUAAAUGAAAGCAGCGAAAAUGCUGACAGGCACACUACUUUUAUGUUGGAUCAAGGUGAAAAUAAAAGACUGUGCGACAAUAAUGAAAAAUCAAAAGGACGAUCAGUUGAGGAUAUUUUAAGCUUAUUCCAGAAGCAAUAA